This is a messenger RNA of Aspergillus alliaceus, 279 nucleotides long. RefSeq lists its product as uncharacterized. Lineage: Eukaryota; Fungi; Ascomycota; Eurotiomycetes; Eurotiales; Aspergillaceae. The transcript has a single exon. Bases 122 to 277 code for a protein of 51 amino acids. The record is from RefSeq and is a predicted model, not a curated record.
UUUUUUUUUUUUUUUCCUUGAAAAAAAAAAAAAAGAAAAAGAAAAUAGAAUGCGGGAUAUUAGAUUUCAAGUUUGAUGCUUCGAUGUUGGUAUAGGUGGGUGUGAAAAUAAUGGCAAGUUAAUGGAGGAAUACCGUCAGUUUAUAUACUUGAGAAUGAGGGUUCAGGCUGCUUUGUUUUGGCCGUUGGCUUUCACAACCAUGACCAUAUUGGGUAAUUCCUUUGCAAGUGUAUCCAUGGCUCCAUUGGGAUCAAGGAUACGAGUUCUAUCAGCCUGAAU